AUGGGACAAUGUUGUUCAGAAUUGACUGAUAAAACACGAUGUCACGAAACCGUAUGUUAUCGAGCUGAAAUGCUAAUGUCAAGGGAAACAUCUAGCCUAUGGCACAUCUUGAAGGGUACAGACCAAUGUGUGAAAGAGGGUAGAAUCCGUGGAACAUUAUUUCUACCACCGGGCAAUGGACCUUUCCCAGGUAAUUUAAAACGAAGUUUGAAUCCCAACUCUGUAAAGGAAGGAUGCUCUCCCAGACAUAAUUAGUUGAGAUAAUUUUCCAGAACAACGUUAUGAUGUUCUUUUGCCCCUCUCUCCUUCCAUAGUCUGAGACAAAAAUCAAACACAACAAAUGCAAAAUGAAAAACAUAGUGGAAACCUUAACCAAAAAAUGAAAAAUAAAACAAAAAAAGAUCAUUUGAAUAAAACAAACAACAUAUUAUGAAAAUAGAACACAGGGAAACAAAAGUCAGCCAGAACAAAGGUGAAAUUAAGGAGAAGGAAGGUGGGUUUUACUCUCUAUUGAUUCUGUGCCUUCUGAGCUCUCCCUCAGUUGUGCUUCAAUUCUCAAAACUCAAAAUAAAAAUAUGCUUAAAACAUACAGCCAUCAGUUGAAGGUUUAUGAAAUUGAUUUAACCUGGGAGGAACUUGGUUGACACUUGAGGGUGAAUGUAGAAAGUAAGGAGUGACCCUGAAUUGUGCAACAAAUAUUAGUAUAGGUAAUCACAUGAUUUCAAGUACAAUUUAUAAUAAAUAAACACGAGUAAAUUUUGAGUGGUCUUUGAAAAAAUUUACAAGAGCCUGUUUAUUCCAAAUUGUACGAGAAAAAUCAUGUGAUUACACAUUAGUAAUAUGUAGGAAAAAUAUGAAAUAACUUAUCAUAAUUAUGCAGAAGCAAAGCACGUGUAUCAAGUGCAAAAAUAAUUUAUUCGAAUCCUGCAAGUGACAUUGUGUGUUUGGUCAAAACAGUCGGUCAGUCAUAAUAUACAAUGAUAUUUUCACAUCCUAAAGGUGCAAAAAAGUUCAAAGUCCGGCUAAACAGUUCAAGGAAUUGUUCAGUCUAGUUUGUUCCUUCUUUGCACUGAAUGAACCCUCUUCUGCUUUGAAUUACCUGAAAACUGCAUUUAUCUUAAUCAAUCAGAACUGAGUAAUUUUUUCAUGUAUCUUAUUAGGAGUUAAACACAUACCUCCAUAACUUAAGGCAGCAAAUCCCAUAUUUUUUUACUGGUAUUAAACUGCUAAAAAGACCUAUUUUGGUGAAAGCAUUAAAAAAAAGGGAUUAAAAACCAACAGCAACAAGUCAAACCAUGAACAAAGACAUUCAUGAGCUCUUUCUUGAUUAAUAUCUCACAGCAUUUUCCAGUACUACUCUAUUAUUGGGACUUGAUGUGGCUUUUCUCAUGCUCAUUCAAACUAUGUUUGAUAUGUAGUAACAAGAUGGUGUCACUGGAAGGCAAUAUCUUUUUCCUUAUGGAUUAAAAUUUGUCAUAUAUGUCUCUUGGUUAUUUAUUUAUUCAUUUUUUUCCUAUGAAUUUGAUUUCUGUAAUCUAGUCUUGUUAUUAACUUUAAGCUAUUUCUAUCAAUAUUUGAAUUGGCCCUUUGAAAUGAUUGUCUUUGCAAAAUCAUCCUUAAUCUUGAACUGAUUAGUGAAGCCCAAAUUUACCCAAAUAACCUUUUAUUUUUAGGAAGGUUCUUAUGUAUGUUAACUGUAUUAUUUUAGCAUGUGGGAAACAAACCAUUAUCAAUUUGGAGCCUUCUAGUUGGGACAUGCUCAGUAAUAGAGGUGGCACCCUUUGAAAUUCUGUUUUUUUUUUAAUAUUUGCAAACUAUUUCAAUGUAUUACCUUGCAGGUACCUUUCUUCCCCUCCCCUUCCCCCUUCCCUCCCUUCCCUCCCUCCCUCCCUCCCUCCCCUCCCCUCCCUCCCUCCCUUCCCUUCCCCCUUCCCUUCCCCUUCCCCUCCCCUUCCCUCCCCUUCCCUUCCCAUUCCUUCCCCAUUGCAUUAAUUAAACAAAUUUCUGUGAAAAUUUGCUUGUUGCUAGUGAUAAGCACGAUGACCAGGUCUAAGCUCAUGUAAUCCUGUAUGCUAGGCAUAGGGCCACUCUAUAUUCCACUUUCUAGUCUGAAUGAAAGCAAAUUUAACUGCCUUUAGCUCAAGUUCUUCACCCCAUCACUGCAGUUGGGAAUGGAGGAUUUUUGUCGUCCCACGAUAAAAUUUACUUGAUUCCCCCAUAGGGCUCUGUGAUAGGGCUCUGUGAUAGGGCACUGUGCAGUUAAUUGGCAAUAAAUUUCUUAUUUAAUUUUAUUUAUACUCUGUUGGAAAUGAUUGAUCCCCCUGUUCAAGACCCAGUUCAGCCUCAUUUUUGUUCAGUUUUUGUCAUCUUCAUGUAACACUACUUGUGAUUCAACUCCAUGCUUAUACACCGCCUUUACAAAUUCCCGAUAGGAGCCAUUUCGAUUUUACAUCGGUACACUACUUCACUUUACUUAAGGCCCUGAACAGUGAGUAAUGAAACAAAUAACAGGUGCUGAAAAAUUUACUUUAACUUGCUGUGGCGACCCAAAUGGUUGCAGCUUGCAAUACUGGUCUAAAAAUGUUGUUUGUUUGUUAUUUUUUUGAGGUGUCAUAGAUCUACUUGGCGGAGCCGGUGGACUAGUUGAAUUCAAGGCUUGUCUGCUGGCCUCUCAUGGCUUUGCCGCUCUUGCACUUGCUUACUUUGCAUACGAUGAUCUUCCUGUCGAACCAGAAUACCUGGAUCUCGAAUACUUUGAAGAGGCAGCAGAGUGGUUUCGCAAUCAUCCCAGUGUUGUGUCAAAUGGCGUGGGUUUGCACUCAAUCUGUUUGGGAAGCUGGCUUGGGCUUCUCCUUGCAAGCUACCGAAACGACUUGGUAAAAGCUGUGGUAGCGAUAUCACCAUGGAAUGCCCCUUUUUGGAUUCCUUACGUAUACAAAGGAAAACUGUCAAAUGUAUUUCGUGAAAUCGAAAAUGUGCAGGAAACAGAUGAAGGCAUCAUAUAUAGCAAUUGUGUGGCGCGUGCGAAGGAAUUUGCUCUUCCUUCAGCCGAGUUAGCAGCACUCACACCAAUAGAACGAAUCACGUGUCCUGUAUUACUCGUUUAUGGAACUGAUGAUAAGAACAUUGAUUCGGAAUUCACCACAAAUUGUAUAUCUGAACGUCUGAAAGCAGAGGGAAAGGAAUCCUUAUGUACCAUUUUACGACAUCCCAAUGCUGGUCACCUAAUUGAACCUCCCUACACUCCACUUAAUCAUUCAGUGUAUAUGAAGAUUUUUAAGCAAUAUCGGGUGUUUGGAGGGAAGCCCAACGAACACGCCUUAGCGCAGGAAAUCACGUGGAGGAAAAUUUUAGAUUUCCUUGGACAAAAUCUAAGGACCUGUAAGAGCAAUUUAUAG
Messenger RNA from Pocillopora meandrina, 3398 nucleotides. Lineage: Eukaryota; Metazoa; Cnidaria; Anthozoa; Scleractinia; Pocilloporidae. The record is from the annotation of a GenBank genome assembly.